Molecule: messenger RNA, 1563 nt
Organism: Emericellopsis atlantica
Lineage: Eukaryota; Fungi; Ascomycota; Sordariomycetes; Hypocreales; Bionectriaceae
Exons: 2
Coding region: 348-1328 (326 amino acids)
Cellular component (GO): cytosol; cytoplasm; nucleus
Molecular function (GO): arginase activity; manganese ion binding
Source: RefSeq, a predicted model, not a curated record
AUCUACCUCUACAUCUCGCUGGUGAGGCAUUUGCUACCAAACGUACUAGACCCCUAAGUGAAGGCGCCCAUCUAAAUCACGGACCAUCUUGCCCCUAAGUGAAGGUGUAUGCGACAUGGACAGUCAUAGAUUGCUUGUCAUGUCGUUCAUGCCCCGCCAGGUGACAGCUGGCCCGCGUCUGGCUCUCCAAAGGGCUUCACGACGGCCGCUGACCCGUCCUCGUCGUUGCAGACCUGGCCCAGACGGGACGGCUAUUUAACUCUACGGACGUCGCCUUCUUUUCCUCCCGUACAAAUCACCUCUGCUACGACCUGCGAUCCCGCUUCCCACACACAAACCGCGACACGAUGACAACCUCGCCCAUCCACAACCGCUUCCUCAAAUCCCAAGAAGACCUCGGCGUCGUAGCCGUUGGCUUCUCGGGGGGGCAAGGGAAAUCUGGCGUCGAUGAAGGCCCUCAAGUCCUGAUCGAUUCUGGCCUCCUCACCCAGCUCUCCGACUCGCUCGGUUACAAGCUCCAUGGCGAUGACAAGGUCCACUCGUACGCCGAGCUCCUCCCACAAUCCGACGAGCCCUACCGUGGGAUGAAGAAUCCCCUCGCCGUAUCCGCCGUCACGCGCCGCAUCGCAGAACAGACCUACGAACAGUCGCGCGAGGGGCGCAUGACCCUCACGCUAGGAGGUGACCACAGUAUCGCAAUCGGCACUGUGGCGGGCGUCGCAAAGGCAACGCGCGAGAGGCUGGGGCGAGAGACAGCAGUGAUCUGGGUCGAUGCGCACGCAGACAUCAACAGACCGGAGGACAGUGACAGUGGCAACAUUCACGGCAUGCCUGUUGCUUUCCUCACGGGCCUUGCGACCGAGGACAAGGAGGAGUACUUUGGCUGGAUCAAGGACGAGAUGCGCCUGAACAAGAGGAAGCUGGUGUACAUUGGCCUGAGGGACGUCGACCAGGCUGAGAAGGUGAUCCUCAGGGAGCACGGCAUCAAGGCGUUCAGCAUGUUCGACAUUGACAGGCAUGGCAUUGGGCGCGUCGUUGAGAUGGCGCUGGCCCACAUUGGCUCCGACACACCCAUCCACCUGUCCUUUGAUGUCGACGCACUCGAUCCCCAGUGGGCGCCCAGCACGGGCACGCCCGUGCGCGGCGGCUUGACGCUUCGCGAGGGUGACUUUAUUUGCGAGAGCGUGCAUCAGACCGGCAACCUGGUGGCGAUGGAUCUGGUCGAGGUGAACCCCCAGCUGGCCCAGGACCAGCUGGUUGGUGUGCAAGAGACCAUCAGGGCAGGCUGCUCCUUGGUGCGGUGCGCGCUAGGCGAGUCGUUGUUGUAGACUGGCUAGUAGCUCGGGGUUGAGGUACAUUAGGAAACAAAUACAAAUCAGGUCAGCCUUGAUGACGGCGACUUCUGUCAGACUCCAGUUCUCAACCGCCCGGGAGAUCAUCCGCGAUUCUCUGUCUGAUAGUGAUCAAACAUGAAGGCAACAUUGCGGUACGUGUCUUGAUCUUUUCGGUGUUUUCAUUCCUUAUGCAUCUUUGGACUGAUUGGAUCGAAUGCCGGACCUUUCA